Hibiscus syriacus is the source of this 500-nucleotide messenger RNA. RefSeq lists its product as uncharacterized. The record is from RefSeq and is a predicted model, not a curated record. The coding region runs from base 96 to 500 and encodes 134 amino acids. Lineage: Eukaryota; Viridiplantae; Streptophyta; Magnoliopsida; Malvales; Malvaceae. The transcript has a single exon.
GAUAAAUACCCUCUAAAGUCCUUACCAACUGCACCUUCUUUGCAUUACAUUUCAGACAUCCUUUUUCCUUUAUUUCUCCUUACCUUGAGUCUAGCAUGUCGAGAAGAACGAGCAAGCGAGUGAGUUUCAGCCCCAACGUCGGUGAAAGGCCGACCAUGUUUAUCAAACAUGGAGGCAGCGGCACGACGACGAUGACGAGUGGUAACAAAAGAAGGGUUGUUGUUGGGAUUUUCACGUUCAGGGUUGUCGAAAGCUUGAGCUUUUCACCAGCAAGCAUUUUGAGACGUGUUGGAGCUAAAGUUACCGGAGCUUUGCGGUUCAUAUCCAUUAGAGGGAACAACUCUUCUUCACGCAAGGUUUAUGCUUCCAAGAUGUCCAGGUCUCGGUCACUGGCGGAAUCAGUUGAGUCUCAUCGUGCUGAAGCUAUUGAAGAUUGCAUCGAGUUCUUGAAUUCUUCAUCUUUGUCUAGAUCAAACUCGGUUACUACAUGUUCUUGCUAG